GGGCGGGCGCUCGCUCGCUCGCUCGCUCGGCGCAGCCGCCGUUGUCGCCGGGCGCUGGGAGCUGGUGCUGUAACACGGCCGCGCUUGCGGCAUGCCUGGGCUGCUUCUCGCCCUCGCGGGUCGGUAAUCGCCGCGAGGUGAACGCGCUACCCUCUGAAGUUCGCGUCGCUGUCGGCCGGGGGGAGUAGAGCUGUUGCUCAAUGCAUCUCUGUCUCUGUCUACAAGUCUUACCACCUUAAAAGUAUGCUGUUUAGGCAUUAGUGCUGAGCAUCUUGUGGAAGAAAAUGGGAGCUUUUCUAGAUAAACCAAAGAUGGAAAAACAUAAUGCUCGUGGCGAGGGGAACAAUCUACAUUAUGGACUGAGCAGCAUGCAAGGUUGGCGAAUUGAGAUGGAAGAUGCGCACACAGCAGUUAUUGGCCUGCCACAUGGACUUCAUGCAUGGUCAUUCUUUGCCGUCUAUGAUGGGCAUGCCGGAUCCCAAGUUGCUAAAUAUUGCUGUGAACAUUUGUUGGAUCACAUCACUAGCACCCAAGAUUUCAAAAUCACUGAUGAUCUGACAGAGCCUUCUGUGGAAAAAGUAAAGAAUGGAAUUCGUACAGGAUUUCUGCAGAUAGAUGAGCAUAUGCGAACAAUUUCUGAGAAGAGGCAUGGUUCAGACAGAAGUGGGUCAACAGCAGUGGGAGUCAUGGUUUCACCCAAGCAUAUUUACUUCAUCAACUGUGGAGACUCACGAGGAUUGCUCUGUAGGAAUGGGCAGGUUCAUUUCUUUACACAGGAUCACAAACCAAAUAAUCCACUGGAAAAAGAGCGCAUCCAGAAUGCUGGUGGCUCAGUGAUGAUUCAGCGUGUGAAUGGUUCCCUUGCUGUUUCAAGAGCUCUUGGAGACUUUGACUACAAAUGUGUGCAUGGGAAGGGACCAACAGAGCAGCUUGUCUCACCAGAACCUGAGGUUUAUGAAAUCGAGAGAACAGACGAUGACCAGUUUAUUAUCCUAGCAUGUGAUGGGAUUUGGGAUGUCAUGGGGAAUGAAGAGAUCUGUGAAUUUGUUAAAUCCAGACUAGAAGUUAGUGAUGACCUUGAAAAAGUUUGUAACCAGAUUGUUGACACAUGCCUGUACAAGGGGAGUCGAGACAACAUGAGUGUUGUUUUGAUUUGCUUUCCAAAUGCACCAAAGGUGUCGCCGGAAGCAGUGAAAAGAGAAGCUGAGUUGGACAAAUAUCUGGAGAGCAAAGUGGAAGAAAUCUUUGAGAAGCAGGGUGCUGAGGGGGUGCCAGAUGUAGUCCACAUGAUGCGUGCUUUGUCGUCGGAGAGCAUCCCAAACCUCCCACCGGGAGGUGAACUGGCCAGCAAGCGGAGUGUUAUUGAAGCAGUUUACCACAGACUGAAUCCUUGUAGGGCUGAUGGUGCAGUCCUUUUGGGAUUGAAGAUGACUUGUUUCAAUUCUGGUUCAAAAGCUUCUGAGGUAACUGAUGAGGACCACUGGUGCGUCAGGAGAUUGUACCACAGUUGCUGCAAGAGGUGCCUGACAAGCCAGGUGGCCCAGUCCACCAAUGGGAACUUUUAAUUAACAUGAAAGAAAAUGUGCUGAAUGAUGGAACUAGAAUUUGAUACAUCGCUGCAUCAGAUGGGAAAUAAGAUGUCAUGGUGUCAUGAAAACUACCUAUCCAUCAGUGUCAGCAAAACAAAGGAUUUUCUCAUUGACUUCAGUAGGGGAAGGGGGAGGGAGUGCAUAGCACAUGCUCCUUGCUCCUCUUCACAUCAACAAUGUUGAUGUCAAGGAGAUUGAGAGCUUCAAGUUCCUAGGACUGAACAUCACCAAUAGCAUGUCCUGGUUCAACCAUGGUGAUACCACAGUCAAAAAAGCAAACCAAUCUCUACGUCCUCAGGAGGCUCAAUAAAUUUGGCAUGACUCAUACUUCUUAUCAAUGCACUGUUGAAAGAAUUAAUCUGGAUGCAUCAUGGCUUCGAAUGGCAACUGCUUCUGACUGACUGCAAGCACAUCACCAAAACUAGCCUCCAUUCGAAAUUCUAUUUGCAUCUCUCACUGUCUCGGUAAAAUUCCCUGUAUUAUCAAAAACCCCACCCAACCUGGAUAUUCUCUUUUUUCCUCUCAUUGGGCAGGAGAUAUAAAAGCCUGAAAGCUCAAACCACUAGGUUCAAGGACAGCUUCUAGCCUUCUGUUGUAAGACUAUUGAACAGUUCCCUCAUAUGAUAAGAAUGGAUGCCUAACCUCACAGUCGAUCUUGCUAUGACAUUGCAUCUUAUUGCUUGCCUGCACUGCACUUUCUGUAUAAUUGUAACACCUUAUACUGCACUCAGUAUUGUUUUACCUCAUAACCUCAAUGCACUAUUAUAAUGAAUUGAUCUCUGUGAAUGCUAUGCAAGAUUUUCACUGUACGCUGGUGCAUGUGACAGUAAGCCAAUUCAAUAUGGAGGGAGUUCAUAGAGGCUGAGAUUAUUUUCUUAAAAAAUAAAAAAAGCAACUUUGGGCAUGUCCAGUAGAGUUGUAACCUCAGAUCCAGUGAAUGAGGUUCUUCCCUAAUUUCCAGUGUAUCUAUGUAUGUAUGUUCCCUCCUUCUGUGACUGCAUAGAUUUGCAUUGGAUGCCUCAGUUUUAUACUAUAUCCCAAAGCUCUGCAAGUUGGUAAAUUAAUUGGCCACAUCAAAUUUCCACUUGAGGUGCAUAGAGAAUCUGGAGGAAGUUGAUGGGGAAGUGGGAAGGAUAGGUGAUGGGGAGAAAUUAAUGUGGAAAUGGGAUUUCUCUGUAAAUAGCUCCAUUUAAAUCAGAGGAUUAUAAACAUUAUUAUGGAAAUGGCAGCUGAAUUCAUGUUAACUUUCCAAAAUUCUAAAGAUUCUUUAACAUCCCCAUUGGAUUGGAUGGUAAAAAUUGUGCACGACAAGGGGGGGGGGGGAAGAAAAACUGAAAAAUAUAUUUAGUCUAAAUAUCAUAAGGUUGUGAGAAAAUUGAGACCAUUUAUUUUGUCUAGAAAUGAAUAAUUUGGGCAGGAUAGAUAGAUACUUUACUAAUCCCAAAGGAAAUUUACAGUGUCACAAUAACAAGUGCACAGAUAUACAAAUAUUAGAAGAGAAGUAAAGAAUAUAAAAUAAGUUACCUUAAACAGUUUCACGGGAGGUGGGGAAGGGUUCAUCACUUCCCUGGCUAUAGGUCGUCUCAUUAUAGAGCCUAAUGGCUGAGAGUAAGGAUGGCCACAUAUAGUGGCCUUUGGAGCAGCACAGUUGUCUUAGUCUAUUUCUAAAAAUAUUCCUGAAUUCAUUCAAGGUGGCAUGCAGAGGUCGAGAAAAAUCGUCCUGAGUUGCCAGGAUUAUCUGUAGGGUCCUUUGUUCUACCACAGCCUCCAGUGUGUCCAGUUUGACUACCAAUAACAGAGCCACCCGUGUCGAUGCCAUUGCCUCAGCACACCACCACAUAGAAGAUUGUGGCUUAAUGCUGUUACAGCGCUAGCGAUUCGGGUUCAAUUACUGCUGUCGUCCGUGAGGAGUUUGUAUGUCCUCCCAGUGAUUGUGUGGGUUUCAUCCAUGUGCUCCAAUCUCAUCCCACCUUCAAAAGAUGUACAGGUUAGUAGGUUAAUUGUUCACUUGGAUGUAAUUGGGUGGUGAGAACACAUCGGGUUGUAAGACCUGUUAUUGUGCUAUAUCUUUUUUUUAAAAAAAGGGAAGACCACUAGGUCAUACUGAAUGGUGGGACUGAAACAGGAGUAAUAAGUCAUUCCUACUUCCUAUGUUCCUAUUUGAAUGAGUGUUAGUUUGCUAUUGAACUGUUUUGAUGGGAAUGGGAGUGGUGGGAAGCUUGUUUAUUGCAGAUAACCUCAUUGAAAUUUGCAUACGUUUUGGAGAUGGAUAACUGGCUAAAAAAAGGCCAAAAACUUGCUUAUGUUUUGUCUAAUUCAGAAUCAUUCACAUUUCAACAAAAUCUGGAACAAGCUUGGUAACAUGGUCAGUCGCCAUUGCAGAUUUGGGUAACUUGCUGUCAAAUGCACGCCUACCAAAUGAUUAUGGAGUUCCAAAAAAUUUGUUAUGAACUUUUAAAUUGAAACAACAUAUAGCUAUUGACAUCAGCUGCAAACCAUACAUUGGCACAAUGCUGCUUUGCUUUUAAGUAGGAAUUGUUGAUCUAAAGUACGAUUAUCGUCCAGUUUGAAAACUGAUAUUUAACCAUGCUAGCGUACAGCACCAGCGACCAGGUUCAAGUUCACCACUGUCUGUAAAGAGUUUGUACGUUUUCCUCAUGACUGCAUAGGUUUCCUCCAGGUGCUUCGGGUUCCUCCCACAUUCCAUAGACAUACAGUCAGGUUUAGCGAGCUGUGGGCAUGCUCUGUUGGCGCCCACAAAAAGUUCCACCAGCAUUUUGUGUGUGCGUUGUUGUUUGAACUUCCAGUAUCUGCAGAUUUCCUUGUGUGUACAAUCUUCGCUGAUCUGAUUUGACAGAAACUAUGCAUUUCACUGUAUGUUUCAAUGUACAUGCGAUAAAUAAAUCUAAUCCUAAUCUUUUACAGAAUUGAGCUAAC
Hypanus sabinus (Atlantic stingray) is the source of this 4526-nucleotide messenger RNA. It is a transcript of the gene ppm1aa, whose product is annotated as protein phosphatase, Mg2+/Mn2+ dependent, 1Aa. Gene Ontology annotation, cellular component: cytosol; nucleus. NCBI's taxonomy places the organism in Eukaryota, Metazoa, Chordata, Chondrichthyes, Myliobatiformes, Dasyatidae. Gene Ontology annotation, biological process: negative regulation of canonical NF-kappaB signal transduction; positive regulation of canonical Wnt signaling pathway; positive regulation of canonical NF-kappaB signal transduction. The coding region runs from base 285 to 1565 and encodes 426 amino acids. Gene Ontology annotation, molecular function: protein serine/threonine phosphatase activity; manganese ion binding; magnesium ion binding. The record is from RefSeq and is a predicted model, not a curated record. The transcript is spliced from 7 exons.